This is a messenger RNA of Rhizoctonia solani, 480 nucleotides long. Its product is annotated as 5-methyltetrahydropteroyltriglutamate-homocysteine S-methyltransferase. The record is from RefSeq and is a predicted model, not a curated record. Gene Ontology annotation, molecular function: zinc ion binding; 5-methyltetrahydropteroyltriglutamate-homocysteine S-methyltransferase activity. The transcript is spliced from 4 exons. NCBI's taxonomy places the organism in Eukaryota, Fungi, Basidiomycota, Agaricomycetes, Cantharellales, Ceratobasidiaceae. The coding region runs from base 1 to 480 and encodes 159 amino acids.
AUGGCUUUUGCAACUGUGUAUUUGGAACCCGCUCGACUCAUUGACAACGAUUCGCUCCGUGAACGCUUCCAGAACGCAGGUUAUUUUUUAAUUCAAUGUGCCUCUGAGAAAGACCGGAAUAAAGUUUUCAAGCUCAUUGGAAAACACAUUCGGCGGGACGCGAAUGGUGUCAAGCAGGAACUGAAUUGGGGUAACGCUCUCGCCUGGCAUUUUCUGCAGAUGGCGUAUAUUGGGGUAACGAGUACAAUCGACCCAAGGGUAGAAUCUCCUGAGGAAAUUGCUCAAAUGUUGGUUGCCGCGACCAAGUAUAUUCCUGCUGAUCAACUUGGUGCCACAGAUGACUGUGGGUUCUCGCCUUUUUGCGAUGACAAGAAGCCGAAACAUGGUGGGUCGCCUGACUAUGCUCGGGAUAUUGCCUUCCAAAAGAUAGCAGCGCGGGUUAAAGGAGCCCGAAUUGCCAGUGAACGACUGGGAAUAUAA